CGCAAGUAUGGCGCCUGCAAACAUCUCACUCCCGAGCAUUCAAGAGAUGUUCCCAGAAUAUUUGUUGCAUAUCCCACCAGAAAGGCGCGUCGAAUCCAGUGCGCCUCAAAGCCCGACCCCCUUUCAUUCUCGUCCAUCCGCACUGUCUAACGGACGUCACAGUCAUGAGAGACACUCGCCCGGUUUCUUUCGCUCGGUUCCGGCUUAUCAUUCUUCACUCCCUUAUAAACUCCGGGUAUCAGACGCUCCUGUGGGUCCCAGCCGUCACUCAGCAAGCGAAGACAUUGAGGACGAUACUAAAAGAUUUAUCUGCACGAUCUGCAAUAAGCGUUUUGGUCGACCUAGUGGGCUCAAAAUUCAUUUCAAUACACAUACUGGCGCUACCCCUUUUCGGUGCCCGGUUAUUCGCUGUAGAAAGGAAUUCAAUGUCAACUCCAAUAUGCUUCGGCAUUACCGAAACCAUAUGAAUCCUACCUCGGUCACGGGGGUUUCUGCCCUCUCUCACUCACCUCCGAUCUCCCACUAUCAGAGGACCCCCAAAUCAAAUUCGGUCUUGCGCUCUACAUUGUCGAGCCCAUCUUUUGAAAAGGAUGAACAGGGGCAGUUAAGGAGUCAGCCGCACAACGCGGUAUCUUCAAGGGAGAAACAUGACGGAAGGUACAUGGAAGGCCCACCUAGUAUGUACGAGCAUGAGGGGCAGUAUGGAAUGAGCGAUAUACGUUCUAGGCCAGAUACAGAUACAUAUGGAUGGCAGCGCGAGUUGGGAGGAGGCUACCUGUAUGCGACACCUCAUUCGCAACCCUACGUCUAAUGUGUUAAGUC
This is a messenger RNA of Guyanagaster necrorhizus, 822 nucleotides long. RefSeq lists its product as uncharacterized. The transcript is spliced from 3 exons. NCBI's taxonomy places the organism in Eukaryota, Fungi, Basidiomycota, Agaricomycetes, Agaricales, Physalacriaceae. The record is from RefSeq and is a predicted model, not a curated record. The coding region runs from base 8 to 811 and encodes 267 amino acids.